AUGAAGCCGAAACAUGUAGUGUCUUUUUUAUUAUUGUUACUCAUUGCUUUAAUAGUCGAAGAAUCGAAAUCUGAUGUAUCACAUUUUUUUGCGCCUGAAUUAAGUUUUUUCCAUGGGCAUCCAGGACAUACGUUUCCAUUUCAAAUAGCAUUUCAGCCGACAGUGCAACAAGAUCAAGGAUUAUAUGCAGCGCCACCACCUGUACAAGCAGGUUAUCCAGUGUCCACACAUUCACCAGUAGCACCCACAACAACAACAACCACAGAAUUUACACUACCAGAAAUAGUAGAAAAUCGUAACGCUAAAGAACACAAUUUUAUACCAAUUAGAAAUCAAUAUCUACCACCCGAACUUGAACGUCCAAACUAUGAGAGUCCAAAACCACCACCUACCAAUCAACAGGGUUAUCAAUAUGCAAGGCCGACAACUACUACUACAACGACUGAGCGUCCAAGUCCAAUAAUUGUAUUAGACCCGCCGGAGUUAAUACCACCGCUCAAUAUGGAGGAGAUUAUAGUGCAACCACCUAUACAAGUAGGACCUGGUUACGAUUACAAUGCUCCUACACCAGUAAACAUCGCUCUACCACCUUCAACUCCAGCUCCUGCUUAUCUACCACCACGGGAUGUAAUUACUUUUGAGACACCUGUGGGUGUAGAAAACAGUCAGAUACCUUUACGUGUUCAAGUUAAAGAAAUGCGUUGUCUGCAACAACAACAACAGCAACAGCAACGACAACAUGACACUGUUGGUUUCUUCCGGACUGUGUUGAAAGUUGAGAGUUUUAUUGCUGCCACACCAACAGUAGACAGCGAUUCUAAUGAUAAACGCUGCGAGUUGAAACUAUCGCGUAGUUAUGUUUUGGUUGAUAUAGCUGAAGAGGAUUUUGAAAAGUGUGGUGUACGCAAAUGUGGUAAGGACCUGUGCUUGAGAUUGCGUUUUCCAGCUAUACGGGGUAUGCGCACAAGUGCAGAUGCAAUCAUGACAUUACAUUGUAAGACACAGGAUCGUAUAGCUGUUAAAACGCAUGCCCUCAAAAUAGGUGUUGCUAAUGAUGCUCAAGCGCGGAAUACAGGUACUUACGCACACGGUGGCAGUCAGAACACUUUCCGGACUCAUAUUGAGCUGCUGCGCAAGUCUAAUAAUGGAUUUACACAGCAUUUACCAGCGAAUGGAGCAGUACAACUUGGUGAAGAUUUGUUAUUGCGUGCGCAUGUGCUGACAGGAGAUGGUUGGAAUUACACUAAACUGAGUGAUGUUAGCUUACAGCGGAUUGCUCCUUCUGGUGAAUUACUAAAUUUAGCCAAUCUUAUAACUACAAAUGGUUGUGUCAAUCCUUCUAUGCAGAGUAUUUGUACACAGCCACCUGUAUAUGAUCCACCCUUGGGACAUAAAUUAGCUUUUAAAGCAGUCAUGUUUCAAGGUAUGCGCAGUGGUGACGAAGUGGUUAUGACCAUGCGUAUACAUGGUUGUUUGGAACAACAUGAUUGCUACAUAAGUACUCAAGAGUGCAGCGUUAACAAUUUAGGUAGACGAAAACGCAAUACGGAUGACUUGGAGCGUAAGGCAACUAUGGAUAAUGAUACUGAAAUUUCAGAAAUAUCAACUAUAGCCUUUCGAGUGCUAAUGCCAAAUAUGAAUGCAACAACUGUUAUAGAUGACGAAAAAAAAGAAGACCAGGAGCAUAUGAAAAAUUUCCAAAUAAUUAACUUGAUUGGCAGUUUGGGAUUUGUAGCGUCACUGACAUGUUUAGGUAUAUAUGCAGCAUUAAGAUUAAGAAAAUAG
Molecule: messenger RNA, 1785 nt
Organism: Teleopsis dalmanni
Lineage: Eukaryota; Metazoa; Arthropoda; Insecta; Diptera; Diopsidae
Exons: 4
Coding region: 1-1785 (594 amino acids)
Source: RefSeq, a predicted model, not a curated record